CGAACUCCAAAGGAGAACCCAAAUUAAAAACGCUCGUUAACAUUUAGAAGAACUGCGUAACGCGUAUUUUAAUCUAGUCCAACUCCGAAAUAAUAACUUUCCAUUCGUAUAACCACAUGCACGAUUACUUCUCCGGAACUGGACCUUAUUCACUAUUAUUUAUUGACUUUUAUUUUUAUUUUCAUUUUGUUUGGGUUGUGACAGCGUUGCAACGCCCUGCGUUCUGCGUUCUGCAUUCUGCGGAACCUCAACGCUGGAACCCUGAACUACAAUAAACCAAACAGAAAAGCCGAAACAUGAUUAUAACUAGCGACCGAAAUAUCCCAUCAAUAAUUACAAUAUUUGGUCUAACAGCAUCGUCUUUCUUAUCCAACCAGAAUUAUACAGUCUAAUACUGGCCACGUGCUCAUUCAUUCGUUGGCACUCUCUGGAAGAUCUACACCGAGCACGAAACAGCCGCCAUUCAACCAACCCCUUACUCACCUUGACCUUGACCUUUACCUCGACCUCUGUCGCUAAAAGUCUUACCGUUCGAGAGGCUACCAGGCUACCAGGCUACCAAGCUACCAAAUUGUCUUAUUAGAUGAUCCUGGGAGAAUAGGAAGUUUAUUCGGUUCAGUAAUGAAUGCCGUGGGAGCACCAGGGACGGCAUAUUGUAGGCUUAUAGAGAUUGCCCCUCAUCAUCAUGGAGUCAAACGGUCAAGAUGGACCUGACGACUCAUCCUUGAAACCAGUCUCGUCCUUAAGGUCCCAUUUCGAGAAUAUGAACAAGCCCAAAGAUGGCUCAGCAACAUCUACUCAAUCUCAACCCCCACCUACGACGCGAAAUCAGUCGCCAUCCCCAAAGCCUCCCCCGAUUCCCGAGACGAGACCUACCCGGAGUAUAAAUAUACCACAUGAUAGUGGAAGACCGAAGCCAAAGGAGAUCCUGGAUACUGCAGGUCUUCAUUCUACCCAAAUCGCGAACUCCUCGCCGUUAAGCCCUAGACCUAUCAGACCCCCUUCCGUCCUGAUUGAGCCGCCUCACUCACCACCGAAAGCAAGACCGCUUUCCAUCCUGCAAAGCGAUACAAAUGCUCACCUUUUACCCAAUUCUUCAAAAGCCCCCAAUGCCCCCAUUUCUUCGUCGCCUCAGCCGUUAAAGAUUUCUAGUCGACCGCAUACUCCUAUACUUGAGCCUGGCCGAUCCCCUAGAUUUCCUGCUGCUCAACCGCCCUCACCACCUCCUCCACGAAGAUCAGCUGAGCUUAGAAGAGAACGCGAAUUUAGGGCGUCACCACCGGUUCCUCCGCCCGUGAAUCGCGCCGAAAAGCCAGCUAAUAGACUUUCAAGGCUGAUGGAAAAUGCAAACAAGCUGUCAUUGACACAUCAGAUUGCAGAGAAACGUUCGCCGUUUAAUAGCCCUCCUUCAGACGCUAGCAGUCCUGAUCGUGAUGAACCGCCAGUUCUCCCAAAUCGACCAGCACGGCCGACAGUUCAAACGACCGUGCCGAGAACCAGCGCACUGCCGUCAGGCUUCGACCCUCCCCCGGUUCACCAUACGAUUGCAACCAUCCGUCGAGACCACGAAAUCAAUGGAAAUGCUAGAUCACCUGUCACUCCCCAGCUCGCAGAAGAUCGACCCACUCUCCCGGCUCGACCCCAGACUGUGACGGAUCCAGUUUCUGCCCGCAUUCCAGCAAAUCCAGCUACCAGGCCGCCACCUCGACCUCCGAGACCUGUUGUGGCUACUAAUAAUGCAAACAAUGAAAGUCCCCUGUCUCCUCAACCUAAACGUGUAGUUUCAACACCAACUACUCAAUUCGCGCCACCCCCAUCACGUCCUCAGGGAAGGUCCUUAGCAGUAGACAGAUACCCAGAAAAACCCACAGUCGAGUAUCGUGAUUCUACGAGAAGAAUAGCUGCUGAUGCAGAGAGCCGCAUUCCAGAAUCCCCAGGCCCCACUCCCGCGAGCCAAGUAGAAAUUGUGACUCAAUUUCCGGAUACUACUAAAGUAAACCGGCGGCCGCCUUUUAUCAAGCAAGGGACUCAUGAAAUUUGCACCAAGUAUGAUACGAGGAAAUUUGAUGUUUGCGGACAGUACGUAUGUACUACUGGUCACCUCACCCGAGUCUGGAACCUGCUUGACGGCGAGCUCCUCAUGAGCUUCGCACAUGGGGAGGGGAUUAAAGCGACAGCCGUGGCAUUUAAACCUACGGCGGAUAUGCAAGAUGAAGGGACACGAAUUUGGAUCGGCAACAGUGUUGGCGAGAUUAUCGAAGCCGAUGUCACAUCUCGUGGUAUUACCGAGAGCAAGACGAACGCUCAUGGUCGGUACGAAAUAGUCAAGAUAUACAGGCACUAUAAUGAGAUGUGGUCUCUGGACGAAGGGGGUACCUUGCACGUCUGGGGACCGGAGAGCGACGGGGUCCCCAAUCUAAGUGGCAAUCCUCAUCAAACCUAUAGAUUGCCCAAAGGACACACCUUUUCGAUGGUAGUCGAAGAAGAUUUGUGGCACGCAACAGGCAAAGAACUCCGCAUCUUUACACCGACCACCGGCGGUCGAAAUCAACUGCAAGUCCUUAUGAGGCCUCUAGUAUCAGAAGGGGCGGGCGAAAUCACGUCCGGAGCUCUUCUUAAAUCGCAGCCUGGGAAAGUGUUCCUCGGUCACAGCGACGGCAAAGUCAGCAUCUACUCUCAAAAAGAUUAUACAUGCCUCAGCGUGCUCAAUGUCAGCUCCUACAAGAUUAAUUCUCUAGCCGGUGUGGGUGGUUAUAUGUGGGCAGGCUUCAAUAACGGGAAGAUAUGUGUGUACGAUGUUACAGAGACACCCUGGGUUUUAAAGAAGGACUGGCAAGCUCACGAUAACCCGGUUAUCAAAAUGAUUGCAGAUUCGGCGAGCAUCUAUAAGCUCGAUCGCUUCCAGGUCGUUACCCUUGGAGCCGAUAAUACGAUCAAAUGUUGGGACGGCUUACUUCAAGAUGACUUCUUGGAAAACGAGAUGAAGUCUCUCGAUUCGCAAUAUUGUCAAUUUGAAGACAUCAAACUUCUGGCCAUGACGUGGAAUGCUGGAGCAUCAACCCCAAACAGCUUAAGAUACUCAGAGUCCGAUGCCAUGUUUAUGCAAAAUCUGCUGCAGUCGAGCGAUUCUCCCGAUAUCCUGAUCUUUGGAUUCCAGGAGCUUGUCGAUCUAGAAGACAAAACCGCGACGGCGAAGCGCUUUUUCAAGCCGAAGAAGAAAGAUGCAUCGGACCAAGAACGAAUGAGCCAUCAAUAUCGAGAUUGGAGAGAUUUCCUCGUUAGAUGUCUGGACGACUAUAUGCCCGCGGAACAUCUCUAUCACCUCCUUCACACGGCAACUCUAGUAGGCCUUUUUACUUGCAUAUUUGUGAAAUCGACUCUCCGUGAUCGUAUACGAAAUAUCAGCGGCGCCGAGAUAAAACGCGGAAUGGGAGGCUUGCACGGGAACAAAGGCGCCAUUGUUGUGCGGUUCAUGGUAGACGAUACAUCGCUGUGCUUUAUCAAUUGCCAUCUUGCGGCGGGACAAUCAUCAGCGAACCAGCGACAUAACGAUAUCGCGGCAAUUAUGGAGAGCGCUCUCCUCCCCGCGGAGCGCGAUCCAAGCGUCCGUAUCGACAGUUAUGUGGGUGGUGGUGACGGCACCAUGGUCCUUGAUCACGAGUUAUGUCUACUUAAUGGUGACCUCAAUUACCGCAUUGAUACUAUGUCGCGGGAUACAGUCGUGAUCGCUGUAAAGCAAAAUAAUCUAGCCAAACUUCUUGAACGGGAUCAGCUCCUCGUAGCUCGUCGGAGAAACCCUGCAUUCAAGCUUAGGGCCUUUGACGAGAUGCAUAUCGAAUUUCCCCCCACGUACAAAUACGACGUGGGAACGGACAAUUAUGACACUAGUGAGAAGAAACGCUCCCCAGCUUGGUGUGAUCGCCUCCUUCACCGAGGUUUUGGUAGAAUACAGCAACUUGAGUACAGACGGCACGAGGUCCGGGUAUCAGACCACCGGCCCGUGAGUGGCCAGUUCAGGUUUACUGUCAAGUCUAUCUCACCUAAGAAGCGGACAUUAGCUUGGGCGGACUGCCAGCAACGCUUCGAGAACCUCAAGGAGAAGGAGGCAACUGCGGAGAAGUGAGUCUAAUCGCAUUCCCCCUUCUCCCCCCUUUUAGCGUAUAUGAUACGGUCUCGCUAACAUUUUACACAGGCUUUACUAUCUUACGAAGGUCAUCGGUUACGAUUCAGAUACGAGCAUGAGAUUGAUACGUGAAAGGGCUGUCAGAUAAUAGGCCGGUCCGGAUUCACGUAGAAGAAUAAUACGAUAGCGAAGCAACCAAGACCAAUUCUACAAAUAGAGUUGGAAGAGUAAAUGACGUGGAAAACGAAGGGAUCUGCCAACACCCGAGAGGAAGAGAGAGAGAGAGAGAGAGAGAGACGACGAAGCAGGUUUAAUGAAAUAGAGAGCCAGCGCGAUGAUUACCUGUUACAAUGUAGCACGAUAAAAGGUUAGCAGAUCCGCCAUCAAAGGUGGACUGUUAUUACUGUAAUUACUGGUUAGAUGGUUGGGCUUAUGAGAGAUGAAUAUUGUCGACAUUAAGAAGCGACGAUAAAGAAAGAAUUAUCAUAGAGAAUCAAGAAAAAUAAUGAAUUCCAAAGAGAAA
Molecule: messenger RNA, 4646 nt
Organism: Daldinia caldariorum
Lineage: Eukaryota; Fungi; Ascomycota; Sordariomycetes; Xylariales; Hypoxylaceae
Product: DNase I-like protein
Exons: 2
Coding region: 686-4123 (1145 amino acids)
Biological process (GO): phosphatidylinositol dephosphorylation
Molecular function (GO): protein binding; phosphatidylinositol-4,5-bisphosphate 5-phosphatase activity
Source: RefSeq, a predicted model, not a curated record